CCCCGUACUGCCUGUGAAGGGACCCAAGAUGGCUGAAAACUCAAGGGGGGCACUUAGCAAUUAUCUGAGCAAGACGUCUGAAAUGAAUGGCAAAUAACAGUAUAAUGUAAAGCGCUAUCUUGGAUUAAUUAUUUUGGUCCAUUUUAUUGGUCUGCACAAUUUUGGGGGAUGUCCGAGUAUUAGAAAUGAGAGAGAGGUCUCUCCGCGGCCCCGAGCCAGAACAUGGCGGAAUACUUGGGGAAGAGACACCAGCUAAUGCUAGUUAGCUGGCGUAAUAUUUAAAAGAAAAGCGGAGACACUGUUUUUGAUUUAAGCAGUGCUUGUUGUUCGCGAGUAAAAAAAUAAUGUUAUCGGUGUUGAACAGCGGUGAGUUUGCUUUAGACUGUAGCUCUGUAGUAAAUAUGUAGAGCGUAGGCAGCGAGCGUACUAGUUAGCUAACGUUACCUGCAAGCGUACAAACUGUACUGAGAGGAAACCAGUGCGUUUUUGUCGAGCUGGAUUUAUUUUGAAUGUGUCUAUCUCAGCUGUAGGCGUACAGUUUGCUAUGUCUUUCCAUCGUUUUUUGUAGAAAACAGACGAAAACGUCAGUUGUCCUUCGUUCAGUUAAUUAUACUGUCGUUACCUUACCACAAUGGUUUCUGUGCUGUUUCUGCCAGGCGCACUGCCUGUAUCUCUACGGAGAUAAGUUUCGACUCGGCUUGGCAAAAUAAAAAAAAUAAACUUGUAAAUGCACAAUCCUUCUGGGAAGGCUACGAAAACCCUCUUUAUCUUUGACGAUUUUCAAAGUAAAGAUCAACCCCUUUUAAAAGAUUUUUAACACUUCAGAAGUGGACAGGUGGUAGGGGUUAAUCUGCAGUUGUGUUACUAGGUGAAGAAGCCCCCCUGUGAGACCCUAAAAAGUUCGGGAAAAGGAACACCGGUUACAAUCACCUGCCAAGAUGACGGACACUCGUAGGAGAGUCAAAGUCUAUACCCUCAACGAGGACAGACAGUGGGAUGACCGUGGGACCGGGCAUGUCUCCUCAUGCUAUGUGGAGCGUUUAAAAGGCACUUCUCUCCUAGUUCGAGCAGAGAGUGAUGGUUCACUACUAUUGGAGUCCAAAAUCAACCCAAAUACAGCAUACCAGAAACAGCAGGACACAUUGAUAGUAUGGUCAGAGGCUGAGAACUAUGAUCUAGCACUCAGCUUUCAGGAGAAAGCUGGCUGUGAUGAAAUCUGGGAGAAAAUAUGUCAGGUGCAGGGAAAGGAUCCGUCAGUGGACAUCACACAGGAAGUUGUGGAUGAGUCUGAGGAGGAGCGCUUCGAUGACAUGUCUUCCCCAGGUUUGGAGCUGCCGCCAUGUGAACUAAACCGCCUGGAGGACCUCGCUGAGCUGGUGGCCUCCUCGCUCCCGUCGCCGCUGCGGCGUGAGAAACUGGCUUUGGCAGUGGAGAAUGAAGGCUACAUUCGCAAGCUUCUGGAACUGUUUCGCGUGUGUGAGGACUUGGAGAACCGAGAAGGACUGCACCAACUGUACGAAAUAAUCAAAGGCAUCUUCCUGCUAAAUCGCACCGCACUCUUCGAGGUGAUGUUUUCUGACGAGUGCAUCAUGGAUGUCAUCGGCUGUCUGGAAUUCGACCCAGCACUGCCGCAGCCACGGCGGCAUCGAGAGUUUCUGACUAAGACGGCGCGUUUUAAGGAGGUGAUCCCCAUCUCCGAUCCUGAACUGCGUCAGAAAAUACACCAGACAUAUCGCGUGCAGUACAUUCAGGACAUGGUGCUGCCCACGCCCUCUGUAUUUGAGGAAAACAUGCUGUCCACCCUGCACUCCUUCAUCUUCUUCAAUAAGGUGGAGAUAGUGGGCAUGCUACAGGAUGAUGAGAAGUUCCUGACAGACCUCUUUGCACAGCUAACAGAUGAGGCUACAGAUGAUGACAAAAGACAAGAACUGGUAAACUUUUUAAAGGAGUUCUGUGCGUUUUCACAAACAUUACAACCUCAAAACAGAGACGCUUUUUUCAAGACUUUGUCAAACAUGGGCAUUUUACCUGCACUAGAGGUUAUACUGGGAAUGGAUGAUGUUCAGGUUCGUGGGGCAGCCACAGAUAUUUUCUCUUAUCUAGUGGAGUAUAACCCCUCCAUGGUACGAGAGUUUGUCAUGCAGGAGUCUCAGCAAAAUGAUGAUGAUAUUCUUCUCAUCAACCUGAUCAUAGAACACAUGAUCUGUGAUACUGACCCAGAACUUGGUGGCGCUGUCCAGUUAAUGGGUUUGCUGCGGACUUUAUUGGAUCCAGAGAACAUGCUGGCAACCGCAAAUAAAACAGAAAAGACAGAGUUCCUGAGCUUUUUUUACAAGCAUUGUAUGCAUGUCCUCUCUGCUCCGCUAUUAGCCAACACAACAGAAGAAAAACCAAGCAAAGAUGAUUUUCAAACAGCCCAGUUGCUUGCCUUGAUUUUGGAGCUGCUAACGUUUUGUGUUGAGCAUCACACGUAUCACAUCAAGAACUACAUCAUCAACAAAGAUAUCCUAAGGAGGGUUCUGGUUCUCACUGCCUCUCAACACGCCUUUUUGGCACUAUGUGCCCUGCGUUUCAUGAGGAGGAUUGUAGGCCUGAAGGACGAGUUCUACAAUCGGUACAUCAUGAGAAACUUCCUGUUUGAGCCCGUCGUUAAAGCUUUCCGCAACAAUGGAUCGCGCUACAACCUAUUAAACUCAGCUAUGAUUGAGAUGUUUGAAUAUGUCCGUGUGGAGGACAUAAAAUCUCUGACAGCUCACAUUGUGGAGAACUACUGGAAGUCUCUGGAAGAUGUAGACUAUGUCCAGACAUUCAAAGGCCUAAAGCUGCGAUACGAACAGCAGCGAGAGAGACAAGACAACCCCAAACUGGAUAGCAUGCGCUCCAUCUUGCGGAACCACCGCUUCCGACGCGACGCACGGACGUUAGAGGAUGAGGAGGAGAUGUGGUUCAACACAGAUGAAGAUGACCUUGAGGAUGGUGAGGCCGUUGUUCCACCCUCCGACAAGAUGAAGAGCGAAGAAGACCUUAUGGAACCUAUUAGCAAAUUCAUGGAGAGAAAGAAAUUGAAAGACACGGAGGAUAAAGAAGUAUUGGGCAAGUCGAGUUUGUCAGGCAGGCAGAAUCCCAGCUUCAAGCUUUCCUUCUCUGGCUCCACUAAGACCAGUCUGGCCAGUCCUCCUUCAUCAGCAUCACUGAACCCAGGUUCUCCAGGAUCACCAGGAUCUCCCGGCUCAGGGGCACGGAGCUCGCCCCCCAUGACAGCUGUAACCACAAAGGGAGGUUUAGUGGGACUGGUAGACUAUCCGGAUGAUGAUGAAGAGGAGGAAGAAGAGGAGGACGGAGAAAGUAAAGAGGAUGCUCUGCCGCCCACAAAAAAAUCCAAACUGAGCUCGUAAAGAAUCACUGUUGCAGCUUUUACUCCACUCAGACAGUCUCAGAACAUUGACUCUUCACAGGAAUGAUCAAACUUGCAGACAAAUUGAAUGAAUGAAAGCUGCCCCUCAUUGUGAGAGGGCGGCCCAACGAGGAGCAGACUGCUGAUGGAUAUAAAGCCUUCUCAGAUUCUCCCAGUUCAUAGAAGUGCCAAUCAGGAGAGCAAGAGUGGACAAAAACCGUCUGAGAAGUGGAGCGGACGUGAAACGUUUUGGUGGAUGAUAGAGCUCCCACGAGAGAGCCUAGUUGUUGUUUGGUGAUUUCUCAACUGGAGGAAAAAGACCACAUACUAAUACAAAUGUACACACAGAGCAUAUGUGCUCGGACCAUAACCCACUGCCCCCUCCCCCUGCCCCCCACUCAGGGAAGGACAUCACAGCGACCCAGAUGGGUCAGCCAAUUCAGACCCACACCCACCUAUUGCACCCCAUUCCCUCCCUAGAGUUCACUUCCUCACUGUUCCUUUCUGCUUCCUUUUCUUCUGCUCUCGUUUCCUUCUCUUCGUCGGUUGCUUUUUGUUCCCUUUUAAGUUAGUUUUUAGGACCAGAUGGGAGGCAGCACGAGGCAAACACCUGCCCUUGUUGUCAUUUGAUGUCAUCAAUGUUGUUGCUCCUCAGUGGACGUUCUUUCUCUGAAGAGAAAAAAAAAAAGCCAGCAGUUUUUUUUUCAUGAUUUUCCUUUUGUUCUCUAUUUGUCUCUUCCUCCUGUUUUUUGUAAAUGACAACAAAAAAAGACCUGCCUUUAAAUGUUCAGGACGUUUUCAGACACACUUGAACAGGUUUUUAAAGACCUCAGUAGGUGAGCUAGUUUUACCCUUUUUUGCCCUUUGAAACUGCAGAUUUUUUGGAGAAUUUGUAAUCCCAUCUUGAUUAAAGAUUGAGUGGAAUUCUAGAUGUGAUGAUUUUUUUGUCAUAUCUUCUCAUUUUUUUUCCUUUCAAGAGUGUACACUUAGUUGUUCGGAAAAUUUGGGACCAUUAAAAAUGAUCUUUCCUGUAA
This is a messenger RNA of Gambusia affinis (western mosquitofish), 4428 nucleotides long. It is a transcript of the gene ppp4r3a, whose product is annotated as SMEK homolog 1, suppressor of mek1 (Dictyostelium). The record is from RefSeq and is a predicted model, not a curated record. The transcript is spliced from 15 exons. Gene Ontology annotation, molecular function: protein phosphatase activator activity. The coding region runs from base 939 to 3395 and encodes 818 amino acids. NCBI's taxonomy places the organism in Eukaryota, Metazoa, Chordata, Actinopteri, Cyprinodontiformes, Poeciliidae. Gene Ontology annotation, cellular component: nucleoplasm; protein phosphatase 4 complex. Gene Ontology annotation, biological process: DNA damage response; protein dephosphorylation.